This is a messenger RNA of Penicillium vulpinum, 711 nucleotides long. RefSeq names its product glutathione S-transferase family protein. Lineage: Eukaryota; Fungi; Ascomycota; Eurotiomycetes; Eurotiales; Aspergillaceae. Gene Ontology annotation, cellular component: cytoplasm. The coding region runs from base 1 to 711 and encodes 236 amino acids. The transcript has 2 exons. The record is from RefSeq and is a predicted model, not a curated record.
AUGUCUGCCCCAAAGAUCAUCCUGUACACCAACCGCAUCUGCCCUUGGGCUCACCGCGCACACAUCGCUCUCAAGGAGCUUGGCCUCGACUAUGAAGAAGUCACAAUCGACUUGAGCAAGCCGCGUGAGCAGUGGUAUCUGGAUAUUAACCCACGCGGCCUUGUUCCCACAAUCUCCUACAAUGGAACCAUCAUCCCCGAAUCCGGCAUCGUAGCCCAAUUCCUCGCGGACGCACAUCAAUCCCACCUCCUGCCCCCAUCCUCACCAGCCUCAAACGCCAUCUACCGCGCUCAGCUUUCCUUCUUCGUUGACGCCUUCUUCAGCAAGGCUCUGCCUUCUUUCUUUGCCAGUCUGCGUGCCACCGAUGACGCAGAGCGCGAUGUCGCAGCUGAGCAGCUCGUCGCUGCUAUCGCGAAGGAGGUUGAGCCCCUCCUCGCAGAUACCGAGGGCAAGGGUCCCUUCUUUGGUGGUAGUGAGAAAUUGACCCUGGCUGAGGUUCAGUCGGGAUCAUUCUUGUUGCGCAUUUUGGGCUUUGCGAAGCCAGAGCAUGGGCUUGUUUCUGCCAAGUUGCCUACUUUGCUAGAGCAGGUUCCGAGAUUCAAGCGUUGGGCGGAGGCGACGGUUGCGCAUGAUAGUGUUAAUUUCAUCUUUGAUGAGAAGCUUUGUGCGGAUAAGAUGAGGGCUAAGUUUGCGCCUGCGGCAAAGGUUUAG